AUGAUUUGGGAACGAUGUGGAGAUUACCUUUGCCUUAAUAUUACUAACAUCACCUACAAUCUACCAGAAAUUUUGUCUAAAAGAGAGAUUUUAGCUACUACACACAAAAUAUUCGACCCUUUAGGAAUAGCUUGCCCCGUAACUCUUGUGCCGAAACUUUUACUUCAGCACCUAUGGGAAGUUAAGUUAUCUUGGGACCAAGAAGUUGAUUCAAAUUCAAAAUCACAAUUUUGUAAAUGGUUGAAUGAUUUGCAGUGUCUGGAAAGAAUGAGAAUACCAAGAUGGUUAAACUGUGAUCGUGAGAUUGAAAAUAUCUCACUUCAUUUCUUCAGUGAUGCGAGUAAACUUGCAUAUUCAGCUGUGGCCUUUGUUCGAGUACAAACAAGAGAUUCGGUUCAAGUUCAUUUGGUGCAAGCUAAAGCGAGAGUUGCACCCAGCGGAAGGAAAAAGACAACAAUAGCUCGAUUGGAACUUCUUGGAGCUACAAUAUGUACACGUUUAGCAUCCAGCAUAACAUAA
Messenger RNA from Stegodyphus dumicola, 519 nucleotides. RefSeq lists its product as uncharacterized. NCBI's taxonomy places the organism in Eukaryota, Metazoa, Arthropoda, Arachnida, Araneae, Eresidae. The record is from RefSeq and is a predicted model, not a curated record.